AUGUACGACGAGAACUCAAAUGCAUCGACGACAACCGCUGUCUCGUCGGCUUCUGUUCUCCCUGGAUCAGCACUCACUCAACCAUCAUCAGCUCUUGUAUCACAAUUAUUGAAUGGAAAGGAUUCACGCUGGUUACAAGUUGAAGUGUGCCGAGAGUUUCAACGAGGACAAUGCACCCGCUCGGAUCAGGAAUGCAAAUUUGCUCAUCCACCGCCGCAUGUCGAUGUGCAACAGGGACGAGUGACUGCUUGUUAUGAUUCGAUCAAGGGUCGAUGCACACGAGAGAACCCGAAAUGCAAAUACCUUCACCCACCACAACACAUCAAGGAUCAAUUGCUCAUCAACGGACGCAACAAUUUGGCGUUAAAGAAUCUCCUCUGCUCACAAAUCAAUCAAACAACUGCACAACCGAUUGGAGCUCCAACAAUGAAUCCCCUCAUGACUCAACUAAUGGCGGUUCAACAGCAAGCUGCUUCUCAAGGUCUCGCCGCUGCUACAGGAAUGGUCCCUACUCUUGCUUAUCCCUACUAUCAACACCUCAUCUACCCACAACAACUCAUCGCUGACCCAUAUCAACAGCUACAACAAGCCGCUGGCCUACAAAUGUCUGGUGUGGGUAUACCUGGACAUCAACCCUCGUCAGCUACUGCACUUCAAAUGGCUCUUCUUCAACAACAACAACAACAGGCGGUGGCUGUUGCCGCUCAACAGGCACUCCUCGCAUCAUCUUCUAGAAAACGACCGCUGGAAGAAGAACCCACCUCUUCACCUGUUGAUCCCUCUUUGAUCUACAAUCUCGCGGCGGGUGUUCCGGUGAAGAGAGCCGCUGUGGACAAGAGUGGAGGAGGAGCGGCCAGUCAACAAGCGAUGCUCUUCUCAGCCGCACAUCAAGCGUCUCCUGCACAGACACAAGCCGCACAACAGCCAUUCUCUCCCUACAUCCUGCAAGGGAUUCAUGGAUAUGUGCCAACAGUUAAUUUCAACGGGCAAGCUGGCGGACUUCCACCUCGGUUC
Messenger RNA from Mesorhabditis belari, 1014 nucleotides. Lineage: Eukaryota; Metazoa; Nematoda; Chromadorea; Rhabditida; Rhabditidae. The record is from the annotation of a GenBank genome assembly.